AUGGCAUAUAACCUGUCUUCAUUGACUCCCUCUCGCCCGGCACCCACACCACCCUCUGCUGGUGGGCCAGCAAGACCUUAUCCGCCCUCUUCCAAUGGAUCGCAAAUGAAACCAAGCUUCUCCUCCAGUUCCUAUUCUUCGUCUUUCCCGACUAUCAAUCCAUCUUCUGCCCCUUCAUUGCCUCAACGAAGUGGAGGAAGGAAUGAGACAGUCCGCGUAGGCCCUGCGAGUGUGAAGGAAGAAGGCUUGAGAGCUUUCAUGUGGAGCAAACGAUGGCUGGUAUUGGGCGGAACAGAAUUGAGCAUUUUCAAAAACGAGCAAUCAUCUUCGCCAGUUUAUGCUGUCCCACUCACCGAGAUUCAAGACGUACAGCGCGUCGACUUGAAACCAUUUUGUAUAGAAUUGGAAACAAAGGACAAAUUGUUGUACUUUGCAUUUCGGUCUGACGAUGAAGUCUACGCUUGGAUGGAUGACAUAUAUAAUCGAUCCCCUUUGAUGGGAGUCUCAGGGCCCACCAAUUUUGUGCAUCAAGUACAUGUUGGCUUUGACCCGGUAUCUGGCGGUUUUACCGGACUUCCUCCUCAAUGGUCAAAGCUUCUAACCUCUUCCGCAAUCACUAAGGAAGAGGCCGCUCGACAUCCCGAGGCUGUCCUAGAUGUUCUUCAAUUUUACACUCAAACGCAAAUGGGUCAGAACGGUGGAGACUAUCAGCAACCAACCUUACCCUCGCUCCCAGCUCAGUCUCGCACGACUAGCACAGCUGCGUCCCGCUUCGAAGGAGCCGGUCUAGGUGGACAACAACCACAGCGAGAAAGAGAACCUGUGCCUGCCCUCGACGCUGCUCAAAGGCUUCAAAAUUACGCACAGAAACAGCAGCAAGUUACUCCCGGACAUCGAGAGGUUCGACCACUCGUAGCGGAAAGAAAAGCACCAGCUCCACCUCGACCGGCUGGACCUUCUCAACACUCGGAACCAAGAAUCGAACGAAGUGCGCCGACUAGGCAAGAAGCCAAUAUGGAAACGGACAUUAAGGUUUCACCAGCUCAAUCUAAUGCACAAUCGCAGAAAUCGGCACCUCGCACAGAAAGAAGAAUUAGUUCCAUGAAUGAGGCGCAGAUCAUGGAGAAGUUGAGGUCCGUAGUCAGCAACGACGAUCCGUCUCAGCUGUAUUCGAAGAUCAAAAAAGUAGGGCAGGGUGCUUCGGGUAUGGUGUUUGUAGCCAAAACCCUAGCGAAUGGGAAGAAGGUAGCGAUAAAGCAAAUGGAUCUUGCACAACAACCUCGGAAAGAGCUUAUAGUCAAUGAAAUCAUCGUAAUGAAGGAAUCUCAUCAUCCGAACGUAGUCAACUUUUUGGACGCAUUCCUUGUCCGAAACUCGGAAUUAUGGGUAGUCAUGGAAUAUAUGGAAGGAGGUGCGUUGACUGAUGUCAUUGAAAACAACAAACUGGCGGAAGAUCAAAUCGCUGCAAUCUGUUUGGAGACCUGCCGUGGAUUGCAACACUUGCACUCCAGAUCUAUCAUUCAUCGAGACAUCAAAUCGGACAAUCUCCUCAUGAAUGCCCAAGGGCAAGUCAAGCUUACGGACUUUGGCUUCUGCGCGAAGCUCACGGAACAGAAAUCAAAACGGGCUACAAUGGUCGGCACACCGUAUUGGAUGGCCCCUGAGGUAGUGAAGCAAAAAGAAUACGGAGCCAAGGUUGACAUAUGGUCUUUGGGCAUCAUGGCCAUCGAAAUGAUCGAGAACGAACCUCCUUAUCUGGACGAGGAACCUCUGAAAGCGCUCUAUUUGAUUGCUACCAAUGGAACUCCUACGCUAAAGCAGCCAGAGAGACUCAGCCAGGAUCUCAAGCAUUUCCUCAGCGUUUGUUUAUGCGUCGAUGUGUCUUUUCGAGCUACAUCAACUGAGCUGCUCAAGCACGAAUUCUUGCAACUAGCUUGUCCUGUUCAGGACCUGGCUCCUCUACUGACAUUCAAACAAGUAUCCACAUAA
Kwoniella shivajii is the source of this 1989-nucleotide messenger RNA. RefSeq lists its product as uncharacterized. Gene Ontology annotation, cellular component: cytoplasm. The transcript is spliced from 9 exons. Lineage: Eukaryota; Fungi; Basidiomycota; Tremellomycetes; Tremellales; Cryptococcaceae. Gene Ontology annotation, molecular function: ATP binding; protein serine/threonine kinase activity. Gene Ontology annotation, biological process: protein phosphorylation; intracellular signal transduction; regulation of MAPK cascade. The record is from RefSeq and is a predicted model, not a curated record. Bases 1 to 1989 code for a protein of 662 amino acids.